Messenger RNA from Drosophila gunungcola (fruit fly), 530 nucleotides. Its product is annotated as protein FAM166B. NCBI's taxonomy places the organism in Eukaryota, Metazoa, Arthropoda, Insecta, Diptera, Drosophilidae. The record is from RefSeq and is a predicted model, not a curated record. The transcript has 2 exons. Bases 141 to 425 code for a protein of 94 amino acids.
CUAGGCAAUCCUGGCCUCUGUUGUCAUGGCAAACACGGUCGUUUUGUCGAAGCGCCUCCUGUCAGGCUGCUAUUAAUAGCCAGAUUCAGUUUCCAGUUACUUAGUUAAGCAGCAACACUUCGGAAAGACACAUAUCAAACAUGUCCUAUUCCAGCCGAUUCGGUUUCGACUUCCAGCUGCCGGACGAGGGAUGGUGCUACCCGAAGAACGACAUGCACUUCAUCCGCAGCGAAGAAUGGGUGCCCGUGGAGAAGGCUGGCGUGGGUCGCUCCUUCGCCAAUCCCAAUGGCGUUAUCUAUCCCCGGGUGGUCGGCAUGAUUCCGCGCUACGGGGGCCACGUUCCGGGCAAUAAAUUCCGGGUGGGCAACACCUACGGCCGUUCCACCAUCGAUGCCAAGCGUCAUCUGUCCCUCAACCACGAUUGAAGCGAAGCGAUUCUUAGAUCACUUUCUCACUUAUAGCCAAUCAAAAUUGCUGUGUUACGCUUAGAGAAGCACCCAAAAUAAAUUGUAUACUGUAGUACAGUCUAA